Hylaeus anthracinus is the source of this 4142-nucleotide messenger RNA. It is a transcript of the gene Vha16, whose product is annotated as V-type proton ATPase 16 kDa proteolipid subunit c. The transcript is spliced from 3 exons. Gene Ontology annotation, biological process: proton transmembrane transport. Gene Ontology annotation, molecular function: proton-transporting ATPase activity, rotational mechanism. Lineage: Eukaryota; Metazoa; Arthropoda; Insecta; Hymenoptera; Colletidae. The record is from RefSeq and is a predicted model, not a curated record. Gene Ontology annotation, cellular component: proton-transporting V-type ATPase, V0 domain. Bases 258 to 725 code for a protein of 155 amino acids.
GCGAGCCAAUAGCAAACGAAUAGACAUCCCAGGAGUCGUGGUAGCCUCUUCUUCUCUCGCUCGUCACUCGUCACAUGACCCGCACUACUGUACGGUAGGCCAUAUUUGACAGUGGCACCUAGUUUAGCGAAGUGAGCGUAAGCGAAGAUCGCUCCCUGGAAUCCAAGAACCGUCGUCGCGUUUCGACAACCUGUAAAUACUCGUGCACCAAUUGUUUCACGUCGUGAGGUCUUAACAGAAACAUAACAGUAAGCGAAAUGGAGGACGGAAACCCUAUUUACGGCCCCUUCUUUGGAGUUAUGGGCGCCGCUUCGGCCAUCAUAUUUUCUGCUCUGGGAGCAGCAUAUGGCACGGCAAAGUCAGGUACAGGAAUUGCUGCAAUGUCUGUCAUGAGGCCAGAACUUAUCAUGAAAUCUAUCAUUCCUGUUGUCAUGGCGGGUAUCAUUGCCAUUUACGGGCUUGUAAUAGCUGUCCUCAUUGCUGGUGAUUUAAGCGAUCAUAAAUCAUAUUCUCUUUACCAGGGUUUUACUCGUCUGGGUGCUGGCUUAUCCGUAGGUUUUUCUGGUCUAGCUGCUGGAUUUGCCAUUGGUAUUGUUGGUGACGCAGGUGUAAGAGGUACCGCUCAACAACCUCGCCUGUUUGUCGGUAUGAUCUUGAUUCUAAUCUUCGCAGAAGUAUUGGGUCUCUAUGGUCUCAUCGUUGGCAUCUACUUGUACACCAAGUAAAAAUAUUUUAGUGGCAGGAAUGCAAGACUCGUCGCCUGCAACCAACAGCGCUCCCCGACUAUUAUAUUAUUACGAUUUGUUUCAACAUUUUACUUAAAACAUUUUUCCAUGCAUACUCACAUCGCGUCAUCUAAGCAUCCUUCUGUAAUACUGUAUUGAAGUUGAUAUAUUAGAGUUCAAGUAUUUAAGAACUACGUAUUCAUUACACAAACGACACAACUAUCGAGACAAAAAAAAAAAUAAUACCUCAAACAAGUAAAAACAAAGAGUGCUGAAUGAAAACGAAAACUAUUAACCGAUAUCAAGAAAACUAAUUCAGUCUUGCAGGAAAAGGAUGUGUGUGUACAGAAGAUACAAAAAAAAAGCGACAGGCGACAGGGAGUUACAUUGAGGAGAAAAAAAGACCCCGUUAUCCCAUGCUGAACAUUUCUCUUUCACUGUAUAGUAAUCAUUUGUAGCGUAGUUUGACAUUGAAUUAUCAACUAAGGUAAUCGGCUCUACUGAGUGUAUAAAGGAAACAAAUGUUAUUGAUAAAAGAAUAUUUAGCACAAUUAUGUAUUAAAUGCAAUUGAAGUGGCAGCGUACAGAUUGCAGAUGAACGUCUCUAUGACGAGAGUCUAUGAAAAUGAAAUUACGAAUAUCCAAAUGGGGAAAAGUGAGAGAAACACGCAUGUUCGUUGCGUGUGGGGAAACAGCAUAAUAUACGCGAUGGUUGUACAAACUGUGAAAAAAAAAAAAAUAAUGAACAGAUAUUGUACAAUCGAAACAGCAAGACACAAAGUAUAGUAUGUGGGAUGGAGUUUUAGAGAAAAGAAAAACAAAAUGAAUGUGAGUAGACAAUGGACAGAUACAUGAUAGUAUUAAGUCAAUUCAGUGGCUGCUGGGCGUAGCAGGAAAUCGCACUAACUAUGAGCAACACAGUGUACGGUUCACGAAUUAUUCUGGGCGACCGCUAAGGCCGGCGGUGAUUCCCCUCUCCGUGCCGAAUAUACUUACUUCGCGCCUCAUUAGAAAUACGUAUACAAGUACACGUAUGUCGAUGAAGGGUCGAGUAUGCGAGGCAACGAAACUCCGUGCGUUCCAGCAGAUGUAUGACUACCUAAGAAAAAAGGGGGUUACGAGAUAAUGGUAUAUAAAAAAAAUAAUUUGUACAUUCCAUAAUAAGUUCGUUCAGUGCAGGUGAGCGGGCGCUUGUAACGGCACGCGAAAGAUCACUUUUUGUUUUGGAUAAACAGAAAAUAAAUUUAAUUUAAUGCUUUUAACGAUUAAACGAACGAUGGGGAACCACUGAAAAAAUGUAAAAUGAAUUUUAGCUUGGGGGUUCGUUGUCAUGGGAGCUGAUAGCGAACCCUUCGCACUUUGAUUGGUCGUCGACUCUUACUCUGUUAUGAUAUUGUCACAGUCGACGACAAAAAGGAAUUCGUUGCGCCCGCUUGCCAGAUUUUAUUGACUGCGCAGUAUUUUCUAUCUAAAGGAAACAACAAAGCUCAACGUGUAGGCGCAUACUUCCAGGAGAGAAAACCACGAAAUCUGCGACGGUUUAGUAUCAGAGGAUUCUAAUUGUAACUGCAUAAGGGCCGAUUAUUUAGCUAGGAGCGAAAUUGGCUUGGUUUUUCGAUGCUUUCGUUAGCGCUGAAUGUAUUUAAAAACAUACACAAUGUAAUUUUGUUAAAUAGUCGUACCGAGAGUGCAUACGGUAUCAAUUUGCCACUAAACGAAAGCACUCGGAAACUAAACCAACCUCGCUAAUAACUCUCGACUGGGAACCCACUGAAAAUAAUACUUGUAAAGUUUCCUGCGGGAUUCUACUUAUGAGAGCACGUGCUGUUCUCUCAUAUUUGCGUUUCGUAAUCCUGCAGGUGAGCUACCUACCCUUUAGCUUGAAUAUUAAGAAAUUGUUGAACACACAAAUAAUCACGGAAGAUGAAACUAAUGUAAUAGAGGGUUAACUAAGAAUCGACGAUUAUGUGGUUACGUCUGACACUGAGCCACCGACUGAAUGUCACAAAACCUUUAAAUUCACACGGAAUCAAAAAAAAAAAAGCGCGUGAGCGGGAGUACGGUUUUUCAAAAGCAACAUCCGGGUAUGGAAAAUGAAAACACCUACGAGCAAAAAUAGAAGAGAAAGUCAGUCGUUUAAGCUUUUGGUACGUUCUUUUUGUUAAUUGUCGUUAGUCCCUCGCUUGAGAAUGAUGCACCUAUGUAUAGUCAUGAGAAUAUCGAACCAGACAGCCGACACCAAACGAUUGAAUCGCUCUUUCGAAUUCUUGAACAACGACACGACACGAAUGAAAACAAAUACAUGAAACGGAACAGAAAAUGGAAGAGAUGUCGAGAACCUAUUGAAAAAGAACUCUCGUAACUAGCGUGAUAUCAGCCAAAACGCAAGAAAAUCGAGCCGGGGAGCGGUGGUGGUGGCUUUCUACAACGAGAAAGAGAGAUAUCGAGCGAAAGAUCUUCACUUAACCAUACAUGUAUUUGAGAAUAUGCAAGCCCGCGAAUAUACUGGCACAGUAAAUCCUCCACUUAGGCGGUUAAUUCCUUUUAGAGUUUUCUGCCCAAGUCGAAUAUUUGUAUAUAUAUACAUAUAUAUAUGAUGUACUGCGAGAAGAAAGAAAGAUCAUGCUAAUAAGAAUCAUGGUGCAACAAGUAAAGGGCAUACGUACAUAGUGUCGAUUAAUUUUUGCUUAGAAAGCUAACUUGAAUUGUAUACCCCUAAUAGAACUGAUCUUUCUUAAUCUCUGCAGUACGUUUGUUAUAUAUAUAAUUUUAGUUACAAAGGUAAAUUAAAUUUAGACAGAUUCAUACCACAGAUCCUUUGUGAAAAGUAAAUUUCAUUUAAUGUGUAAAUACAUGCAAAGUACGUAGGUCAUAUGCGGGAACGUAACUACGUAACUCGAGGAUUUGCUGUAUGCUGAUUACCUUUCUUUUCCUUGUCCCCCUUACCUACCUUCCUAUCUCUAGUAACGAUAAUUAAACAUCUGCUAUCUAAUCAUAAAUUGAGCGCGUGUAAUGUAUAUAUCACCCGCCAUGCUUUACACUGUACGAUUAAAAGUUUAGGCUAGAUUAGGUAAGGUAUUGUAUACCGAAACCUUGUGUAGCUGAGAGAAAGUAUUACACGACGUGCAAGAGAGAGAGAGAGAGAGAGAAUUAAUGCACAUGGGAGUACGAGUGAGCAAGAGUGAAUGAAAAUCGAAAAGAAAAGAGAGUUUCGAUGAGAGGAAAAAGAACCGCUGUCCACCGCCGCCGUUCCCCUCGCGCACUAUCUUCCAGUGUUACUAAAAAAAAUAGACUCAUUGUUGAGCGCAAAAAAGUGAUACUGAUCAAUAAUAAUAAUGAUUAUUUAUGUUAUAAUUCGUCCUCGAUGUUACAGAAAAAAAACCGUGUUUAAUAAAAAUUUAAUUUGGACAAACAGUA